Molecule: messenger RNA, 610 nt
Organism: Ascoidea rubescens DSM 1968
Lineage: Eukaryota; Fungi; Ascomycota; Saccharomycetes; Ascoideales; Ascoideaceae
Exons: 1
Coding region: 350-523 (57 amino acids)
Source: RefSeq, a predicted model, not a curated record
CUUGACCUUCUUGGUUUUCUUUUUCUUGUUUUUCUUCUUCAACUCUUCAAACUAGUAGGUGUUAGAACAGAUCCCUAAAGCAAAUCAGACUGUUGCACAUACCUUUUUCUUUGCAGCCUCCAAUCGUUCAGCCUUUGUAGCCUCAUCAUCUGCAGACACACUCAAUCUCUUCUCGCUGGCCUCAGACAUUCUCUGGAUCUAUUUCUGCUGCUUCUGCUGCUUCUGCUGCUUCUGUUGUAGACCCAAAGGCGUGUUCGUAAUACUCACGUGACAUCCGAGAAAGCUAUAAAUACCGCUUUCUGUGCCGGCUAAAUACUUUGUGGAUUUUAUAUCUGGCUUUCAAGACAAGAUGAGCAGAGGCAACCAAAGGGACAAGGCUCGUGAGAAGAACCUCAAGAAACAACAGCUGGUUAAGAAGAAACAGAGUGGCGAUCCAAAGAAAAGAAUGGAGGAAAACGCCCAAAAGAUCAGAGAAAAACAGGCUGCUGGUAAGUGGACGCCAAUUCAAUUGGUGUUGGGAUAGAUCAAGACCAGGUUCAUGUUCAAAUACUAACAGUGUCUUUUUACAGCUGCUGCUAAGAAAGAAGCUUCUGCUGGUGCUGGCAAAAAA